Striga hermonthica is the source of this 466-nucleotide messenger RNA. NCBI's taxonomy places the organism in Eukaryota, Viridiplantae, Streptophyta, Magnoliopsida, Lamiales, Orobanchaceae. The record is from the annotation of a GenBank genome assembly.
CUUGCCACAAGAGUCGGGAACAUGGAGGCUGAGUCAGACAAAGGGAAACUUCCGAGCCAACCCGAGCAAGCAAAGGCGAUCACUGUGUUGAGAAGCGGGAAGGAAGUGGACAACAAGGUGAGAAAGCCCGAGCCCGAUGACCCCAAACCAACCGACCAGCCCAAAGAAACCGAGGAGGGCAAGAAGAGCAUAGAAACCAACUCUGUAAAACCGUCAGAGAGUCCCUUACUUCACAAGUCUCCAAACCUUUACAAGCCACGCAUCCCUUUUCCAAGCCGACUUCGAGAUGAGAAACAAGAGCAACAAUUCCGGGAUUUAUACAACAUGCUCUCAAAAGUCAACGUCAACUUACCGCUCCUGGAUGUGAUCAAGAACAUGCCUUCUUACGUGAAGUUCUUCAAGGAUUUGGUCACGAAGAAGAGGAAAUUUGGAGAUGGAGAGAAAGUGGUGGUUUAUGAGGCAGCGA